AUGGGUGAAUACUCGAAAGCGCUUGAAUUUAACGAAAAAGCACUUCAAAUUAGAGAAAAAGCUCUGCCUCUGAAUCAUCCCGAUUUGGCUACUUCAUACAACAACAUGGGUCAAGUGUAUAACAACAUAGGUGACUACUCGAAAGCACUUGAAUUUUACGAAAAAUCACUUAAAAUAAGAGAAAAAGCUCUUCCUCCGAAUCAUCCCGAUUUGGCUACUUCAUACAACAACAUCGGUCUUGCGUAUUACGACUUGGGUGACUACUUGAAAGCACUUGAAUUUUACGAAAAAUCACAUAAAAUAAAAGAAAGAGCUCUGCCUCCAAAUCAUCCCAAUUUGGCUACAUCAUACAACAACAUCGGUCUUGCGUAUUACAACUUGGGUGACUACUCGAAAGCACUUGAAUUUUACGAAAAAUCACAUAAAAUCUACGAAAAAGCUCUGCCUCCGAAUCAUCCCAGUUUGGCUACUUCAUACAACAACAUCGGUGGAGUGUAUAACGCAAUGGGUGACUACUCGAAAGCACUUGAAUUUUACGAAAAAUCACAUAAAACAAAAGAAAGAGCUCUGCCUCCGAAUCAUCCCGGUUUGGCUACUUCAUACAACAACAUCGCUGGAGUGUAUAGCAAGAUCGGUAACUACUCGAAAGCACUUGAAUUUUUCGAAAAAGCAUAUCAAAUCUACGAAAAAGCUCUGCCUUCGAAUCAUCCCAAUUUGGCUACUUCAUACAACAACAUCGGUCUUGUAUAUAAAAACAUGGGUGACUACUCGAAAGCGCUUGAGUUUUACGAAAAAGCACAUAAAAUAGAAGAAAGAGCUCUUCCUCCGACUCAUCCCGAUUUGGCUACUUCAUACAACAACAUCGGUCAAGUGUAUAACAACAUGGGUGAAUACUCGAAAGCACUUGAAUUUUACGAAAAAUCACUUAAAAUAAGAGAAAAAGCUCUUCCUCCGAAUCAUCCCGAUUUGAUUACUGCAUACAACAACAUCGGUGGAGUGUAUAACUACACGGGUGACUACUCGAAAGCACUUGAAUUUUACGAAAAAUCACUUCAAAUAAGAGAAAAAGCUCUGCCUCCGAAUCGUCCCGAUUUGGCUAUUUCCUACAACAACAUCGGUCGAGUGUAUAUGAACAUGCGUAACUACUCGAAAGCACUUGAAUUUUACGAAAAAUCACUUAAAAUUGACGAAAAAGCUCUUCCUCCGAAUCAUCCCGAUUUGGCUACUUCAUACAGCAACAUCGGUCUAGUGUAUAUCAACAUGCGUAACUACUCGAAAGCACUUGAAUCUUACGAAAAAUCACAUAAAAUCUACGAAAAAGCUCUGCCUCCGAAUCAUCCCAAUUUGGCUGCAUCAUACAACAAUAUGGGUGAAGUGUAUAACAACAUGGGUGACUACUCGAAAGCACUUGAAUUUUACGAAAAAUCACUUCAAAUAAGAGAAAAAGCUCUGCCUCCGAAUCAUCCCAGUUUGGCUACAUCAUACAACAACAUGGGUCAAGUGUAUAACGCAAUGGGUGAAUACUCGAAAGCACUUGAAUUCUAUGAAAAGUCAUUUAAAAUCUGCGAAAAAGCUCUUCCUCCGAAUCAUUCAAAUUUGGCUACUUCAUACAACAAUAUCGGUCUUGCGUGUUACAACUUGGGUGACUACUCGAAAGCACUUGAAUUUUACGAAAAAGCACAUAAAAUCUACGAAAAAGCUCUUCCUCCAAAUCAUCCCAAUUUGGCUACUUCAUACAACAACAUCGGUCUUGCGUAUUACAACUUGGGUGACUACUCGAAAGCACUUGAAUUUUACGAAAAAUCACAUCAAAUCUACGAAAAGGCUCUGCCUCCGAAUCAUCCCGAUUCGGCUACUUCAUACAACAACAUCGGUCUAGUAUAUGGUAACAUGGGUGACUGCUCAAAAGCACUUGAAUUUUACGAGAAAUCACUUAAAAUCUACGGAAAAGUUCUGCCUCCGAAUCAUUCCUUAUUGGCUACUUCCUACCACAACAUCGGCACGGCAUAUGCCGAUAAAGGUGACUACACGAAAGCACUCUCAUUCUUAGAAAAGGCACUUGUUAUCUUUCAAAAAUCACUUCCUUCUAAUCAUCCUAAUAUUAUAACGGUCACAAAUUCAAUUGACAUUAUUAAAUUAACAGAAAUCCAAGACAAAAAAGCAAUACGUCCAAACAGUCGCUUGAAUUAUGUUUUGGAAAUUGAUGAUAUUGAAAGAAAUGGCUAUAGAUUUACGGAUGGUAUCGGUAAAAUAUCAUGGGGUCUAGCUGGACGUGUUGCUCAAAAAAUGAAUAUUCCAAUAUAUUGCCAGGAAGAUAUUCCAUCAGCAUUUCAAAUACGUGUAGCUGGUUGUAAAGGUAUGGUAGCUAUUGAUCCUGAGUCAACAUUAAAUGAUUAUUAUAUUCAUAUACGUAAAUCUAUGAAUAAAUUUGAUGGUGGAGAUUGGAAUUUAGAGAUAUGCGAAUAUGCUCGACCAUUACCAUUAACAUUAAAUAAUCAAGUGAUUCGACUUUUAAGUGAUUUAGGCAAUCAUGAUGGUGCAUUUAUUGCUCUUCAAUAUCGAAGUUUUACUCAAUGGGGAAAUUCCUGA
Rotaria sp. Silwood1 is the source of this 2589-nucleotide messenger RNA. NCBI's taxonomy places the organism in Eukaryota, Metazoa, Rotifera, Eurotatoria, Philodinida, Philodinidae. The record is from the annotation of a GenBank genome assembly.